AUGGCGCCAGCCGCCAAGUCGACUGAGUCUGCUCGACGGAAGUCAGGGACGCAGAAGCCAACCAUGAUCCAUACGAUCAAGGUCCCAUCCAAGGCCCUCGGAGACCUUCUCAGCCUUGAGACCACCAGCGACGAAGGCACCCCGGCGCAGGAGUCUCUCGAAGUCAAGUCGUCGCCAGCCUCCCAGGCUGCACCAUCUGCCGCGCCUACCGCCAAUGGCGAGGAUGCAUCCGACUCCAAUGCCGCGACACCACAGCCAGAAGGAACCCCUGGCCCGGCAACACUGGCUCCUCCUGUAGAGGGUGGCAAGAAGAAGGGUGUCAAGCGAUCUGCCGCAAAUGGCAACGGAGACUCGGCUCCAAAGCAACGAGGAAAGCCCGGGCCCAAGAAGAAGCCUCGCCUUGAGGAUGGAACCAUCGACCACGCGACCGCGUCGAACCGAGUAGCCGGCGGACAUAAACUCGGCCCCAAGGCGAACCAGGGCGCUAUCAAUGCCGGACUUCGUGCACUCGAUAGAUCUGGCAAACCUUGCCGCAAGUGGGCCAGAGGAGGAUUCACCCUCAAGAGCUUCACUGGCGUCGUCUGGGAGGUUUCGCGAUGGACAGCCCCCCCAAAGAUAAACCCCGAUUCCGCAACCGAGGACUCGGCCGCUCCAUCCGCGGACAACAGCAGCGGCAAGGAGAAUAAGGAAGAAGUGCCCGGCGUUAUUAGCACUGCCAACAGCAACAUCGGCCCUGACGUGGAGAUGCAAAGCGCGCCACCCAGCGUUCAUGCUUCCUCGCCAGCCCCGGCGGCUAUUGCGGCGGCUUCAUAA
Clonostachys solani is the source of this 813-nucleotide messenger RNA. Lineage: Eukaryota; Fungi; Ascomycota; Sordariomycetes; Hypocreales; Bionectriaceae. The record is from the annotation of a GenBank genome assembly.